AGUCUGAUUUAAAUUAUUCCAUGGGGCAGAGAAGCCAGUUUGUUACAUUUCACUAACUAGGCAUAGUCAUUUUCAACUCAUCAGUCUGUUUAAAUAUCUGCAACUUUAUUUCUUACUACUGUGACACUGGAAAAUAAAGGAUGCUGAUUAUUUUAGGAUUUGUGUUGACUAGCUGGCUGGCUGGCAAAGUUCACAGUGCCCCAAAGCUGGACGUGUAUGCAAUGGUUGGCUCAAAGGCUAUCCUGCCUUGUUUCUGGUUGAAGGUGGACUAUAAUCAAGUCACCACUUACAGAAAACUGUCUGUGCUGUGGAGAAGGAAAACCUUGCAAAGCAGGGGAGACUUCAGCACAGUACUAUCAGUGGAGAACAGUGGGCUAGUGAAGAAGGGUCUUGUUGUACUUGAUCGAACCUUUAUUUUGGAGUCACACUUCCACACCGGGAAUUAUUCACUGAGAAUUGAACCUGUAAAAAUGGAAGAUGCUGGAACCUACAUCUGCAGAGUUGAUUAUGGAAGUGAAAGCAUACAACAAGAAGUGCAGCUUCACCUCAUGAGAGUGCUUCCAUCUUUGCAGAGGUCCCCAAGAGAGGGGGAUUCAUUGAUGUUAACAUGUGAAAUAACUGGAGAGCUUCCACAAGGAAUUAUGCUGCAGUGGUACCAUGAGAAAAUGCAGAUAGUUGACAAUGACCAAUACUGGUCAACAGGCACUAAUAAAGAAAAGCUUUCCAUAAGAGAUUUAAGAAGCAGUUACUCUGGGCAAUGGAGUUGUCAACUGAAACAAGAAAAUCGAGUGACAGAAGCAGUCUACAUGCUGGAUGUUAUAGGUUUCCUCAAUCCUGUCUCUCAAGAGGUCACUAUCUGUGCUGGUGUGGGAUCCGUGGUAGAGCUUCCUUGCCAUGUCAAUGACAGAGAACCUUCCAUCAUUUCUGGGUGGACCAGGCAGGGACUCCAAGUAGAACCACUUCAAUCCAGGAUGAACUGGAACACGGACUCACGGAUAACAAUUAAGGAAGAAGGAAGAGGCGAUCUCACAAUGACUAUCUCACAGGUCCUGGAAUCUGAUAGCGGUAUCUACUCUUGCUUUCUACAACUGCCAGAAAAAAGGAUGCAGAGAAACAUUGUGUUAGUGGUGGCAAAAGUGAGUGCCAGCAUUUCAGGCAUGGUAAAAGAAGGCUCUUCUCUGAAACUGGUAUGUGACCCUGAUGAAGUAACUGGAGGAGAUGGAUUUGAAUGGACUCAUACUGAAGUCAUCUCAGCUGCAGAUGUACUCCCCACCUGGCAGUCUGCUAACCUACAGAGCAAAACAUCGUACUGGGGAAAGACAUUGACUCUGAAACCAGUAUCAUACACUGAUGCAGGAAUAUGGAUGUGCUCAGUGUCGAAAGGUGGCAAGAGAAUAGGUCACAUAGACUAUAAUUUGGAAAUAUCAGGCUCCCUGCUUGGAGACAAGACGUCUGAGGUGACUGGAAAAGUCUUGACUGCAGUUAUUUUUUCACUGAUAAUCGUACUGCUGGUAGUACUGCUGCUUCUGAUUGCACAAAGGCGCAGACAGCAGAGGCCAAGAGAAUUUCCAGCUUUGGAGAAUGCAAUAAAAUUACCACCAGUGACAAAAGAAGUUUUCAGAAAAGGGCAGAGCAGCAAAAUGAAUCCAGAGAAGCCAUGUGAGAUGUGCUGACAAUACCGCUCACCCUUUAUAUAGGGGCAUGACUUCAUCAGCUUGAGAUCUCUUAAGAGAAGAAACUACAAGGCCAUUAUGAUGUAGCACUUUGUCUAUCUAGAGCUCAUUUUUCUGUUUCACAUUUACUGUGGUAUCAGCAUUUCUUAAUGUUUAAGUUUUUACACAUUUACUGCAAGCAAAUCUUCUUUGAGAAGCCUUCAUGGCCCUUACUUCUGUGUGAUGGCCAUUUGAGUUUUUUAUUAUCAGUCGGCCCUCUUCCAUGCACUAAAAAAGAUGCCUGUGGUGAGCAGCAAUACAGCAUGGGUUGUAACUUUUGACUCAAUUUUCUUGCAAAUAUUAAGACAAGCAGAGUACCUGCAACAUGUCUGUUCCAUUCUGGCAGUUAUGUUUUAGUAGCUUGUAGCAAGUAAAAAUUUCUUAAAUACCAGACAGGAGAACGAAGUUUAAGUUUGUUAGUAAAUAAUGAUGUUGGUAAAUUAGGAUAUAAGCAAGGCAUAAAUAUUGUAAUGCAUUACAGACUGCAAAACUUACACAACAUAUUGUAUUUAUGUGCAUGUGUGUGAUAAUGCUGCAAAAAAGGAUCCAUAAACUUGGAGACGAACUUUAAUCCACCAGAUAUACUAGUGUUUUAGGAAGCCAUAACAGCACUUUCUGCUAAUUGCUGUAAGAGGCAACACAUUUAUGGCAGCCCCAGCCUUCUGCAAUCUGCCAUUGUAAGAUUUGCUGACUAUAAGCACAUUAGCAGAUCAAGACUUGAGGUUCUCAGGUCUGAGCUGUGAGGAAGCCUUCAGUCCCGAUCUCUCCCAACAGAGUGGCAGAAAAGAGGCAGCCUGGGAGGGCAGCAGAUGUUAUAUGCUUUCUAAAACAAAAGGGCACCAAGAAAAUGUUUGGAGUAACUAUAAGUGUAUCAUUUCCCUUACCAGGUGAUUCUGCAACCUGCAACCUCAUCCCAGAAAAUACAGAACUGAUCGAAUUAAGGAAUACUAUGAAGGCAAUAUAAAAUGAACACUGAAAAUAUAAUGCCAUGGCCUAAUUAAAUACCUCUUUCUUUCUUUCUAUUUUUAAUUCUGUACAUAAUAAAUAUAUUAUAUAUAUUAUAUAUCUAUAAAUAUAUAAAACUACAAGUUUGUAUUUCAUGUUAUUGGUUGCUUACUUAUGAAAUGAAUAAAAACUAAUCUCAUAAAUGUCUUACUAUAGCUGUUAUGAUACAGCAAUCAGACUAUCAUUUAUUGCCAUUUGCAUAAAUCCAGAAUAAUUUAAUUACUUUUCUCAUGCUCCCAGGUUACCAUAAUAGGGCAUUAUGAAAAUCAUGUGUUUACCUUACUGACAACAUGAAGCAUUGCACUAAAUCUCCACCCACAAGAGACACCUCUUACGUUCGAGUUGUGCUUUACGGAAAGAGAGGUGUGUCAUGAAGCCUGCACUAUGUUAGCCCUCGCUUCCUUUUAUCAUAAAACUGGUCACCUCUUAGACACACAGACAUCUCAGAAAUGGGAAGCACUUUGUGGGAAAUUUGUCACGUGUAAUUAUUAGGUUUCAGCAGAAUAAAACUAAUUCUGCAGGCAGGAGACAGGAAACUGA
Messenger RNA from Protopterus annectens (West African lungfish), 3257 nucleotides. Its product is annotated as T-cell surface glycoprotein CD4-like. NCBI's taxonomy places the organism in Eukaryota, Metazoa, Chordata, Ceratodontiformes, Protopteridae. The coding region runs from base 141 to 1673 and encodes 510 amino acids. Gene Ontology annotation, molecular function: MHC class II protein binding; protein tyrosine kinase binding. Gene Ontology annotation, biological process: T cell activation; positive regulation of ERK1 and ERK2 cascade; interleukin-15-mediated signaling pathway. The record is from RefSeq and is a predicted model, not a curated record. The transcript has 8 exons. Gene Ontology annotation, cellular component: membrane raft; external side of plasma membrane.